GUCCCAUGAUGACUUCAUCACUAGUUGCCCUCGUUUCACAGGGGUCCUCGGCGUUAAAGGGAAAGAUCAUUUUUAUUUUUUAAACUUGGAGGGGUUGUCGUUACAGCUUUUUAUAAAAACAUAAAUAAGACGACUUUUUUUCGAACGUCAUUAACAAUUUUUGGUUUAAGGAAUAACACCCCAAAUAUGUAGUAAGCUGUCGUGGACUCGACAAUAAUACUUCAGCUUGUUUUUGGUUUGCUGAAGAACGUGUAUUGCGGAUGGGAAUCAACAAAGCUGAUAAUGUCCAAAAGUUCUCUCAGCAGAAAGGUAGCUUCUGGUAAGUUAACAAACUGGGUACAGCCAUCAUUUGAUGACUUAUUUGGAGGUGCCAGCUUGAAAUCACUCACUUCAAAAAAGAGGACUAACUCUGGAGAACCAAAGGGAAAUGAUCGGACUUCCGCUUUAGACGCCAGCAGCAAACUUCAGGCAACGAAGCGGACAAAAGCACCAUUCUGUGAGCAGCCAGGUCACUUUACCAAGGAAUACCUCGACCUAGAUCAAGAUGUGCCCUGGGUGGAUAAAUACAAGCCGGAGUCACAGGCCGAGCUGGCAGUACACAAAAAGAAGAUUGAAGAAGUAGAAAACUGGUUGUCAAUGGAAGUUCACCAAAGACAACCUAAAAAGGGUGGCUCAAUACUGUUGAUGACCGGACCUUCUGGUUGUGGAAAGACCGCCACAAUCCAGGUGUUAACAAAAGAGCUGGGUGUUCAGAUUCAGGAGUGGUCAAACCCGGUUUCACUGUCCGAAUUCAAGAAGGAUGAUUAUAAAAACGUCUUUGACCCUGAGUCACGUUUCAGGGGCUUCACUAGUGAAUCACAGUCUGCAGUUUUUCAAGAGUUUCUAUUACGAGCAAACAAGUAUAACAAACUGCAGAUGUCUGGGGAGGCCAAGGACAACAACAAGAAAGUAAUCCUCAUUGAAGAAGUCCCCAAUCAGUUUUAUAGACAGCCAGCCUCCUUGCAUGAUAUCCUAAGGAGAUUCAUUCGGACUGGUAGAUGUCCACUGAUCUUCAUCAUCUCCGACAGUCUCAGUGGAGACAGCAACCAGUGGUUACUAUUUCCAAAGGACAUACAGGAGGAGCUGAAUGUUAGUAAUAUAAGUUUUAACCCUGUGGCUCCUACCAGUAUGAUGAAGGUAUUGAGUCGAAUCGCAGCUCAGGAGACAAGCAGGAGUGGAGGAAAGGUAUCUGUUCCUGACAAAGAUUCUCUGGAUCGGCUGUGUUCUGGGAGCUCUGGGGACAUCAGAAGUGCAAUAAACAGCCUGCAGUUUUCUUCUUUAAAAGAUUAUGCUUUGGAAAACAGUUUAUUGAGCAGCAAGAAAGGAAAGGCCUCAUCUAAAGCAUGUAAAACAUCUACCCGAGGGAGGAAUAAAGACAAGUCGUCAAAGACCUCUGAGAGACAAGAGGGGCUGCAAGCCAUCGGUGGAAAGGAUGUCUCCCUCUUCCUGUUCCGAGCUUUGGGAAAAAUAUUGCACUUCAAACGGGAGCCCCGCAUCGAGCCUGAGCUUCCUCACCUACCAGACCGGCUGUCGGAGCAUGAGAGAGACCCACUGCUGGUGGACCCAGAGAUGGUUACGGAGAAAUGCCACAUGUCAGGAGAGCUCUUCAACAUGUACCUGCACCAGAACUACCUUGAAUUCUUCACUAGCAUUGAGGAUGUGGUGCGAGCCAGUGAAUACCUGUCCGACGCUGACUUCCUCACCACAGAGUGGAGUUCUCGAUCUGCACUCCGAGAGUACAGUGCCUCCGUCGCAGCUAGAGGGAUGAUCCAUUCCAACAAAGCCAGAGCCUUUGCCAGCAGCCAGACAGGAGUGGGAUUUAAGCCUUUGCACAAACCACAAUGGCUUCUUAUAAACAAAAAGUACCGGGAAAACUGCCUUGUAGCAAAGUCUCUAUUUGUCAGUUUCUGUAUGCCUCCGGCAUGCCUUCAGACUCAGCUCUUGCCCUAUCUUGCUCUACUGACAAAUCCAAUGAGGAAUCAAGCUCAAAUUGCAUUUAUCCAGGAUGUUGGCAGGCUUCCUCUGAAGAAAUAUCCUAGAAGGUUGAAGCUUGAAGCUCUGACAGAUAAGGAUCCAGUAGUAGACCUGGACAGUGAUGAAGAUGACCCUGCUGCUUCCGCCUAUGCAAACCCUAAAGGAGAGCUGUCCCAAGCUCCUGGCCUCGAAGGCCUCCAGUCAGACGGUGGCUCCCUUCCUUCCAGUCAGACUGCUGGAGGGGACCUUCCUGGGAGCCAGCCGCAACCCACUGCAGCACAAGCCAUCAUGAAGGAAGAGGAGCUUGUGAUUGAGGAUUGCGACAGUGACUGAAGAAACCCAGUGUGGCCCGCAGCUGAAACUGCUUUGCUUCGGAAUUAGGGACACGUUUUAUCUUCCUGUUUAUGAACCUGCUGCUCUUUAUUCCUGUAUUGUUGUGCGGAUGAUGGAUUUGUAUGACUACUAUGGUAGCAAAAGAGCAGAUAACUACAGAACCUGUGAAACCUUUAAGUUAAACUAAAGGUGGGUUAUUCACAGCCAGAGAUGUGCAGAUGUGUUUUCUACAGCUCAUCUUCUCCAAAGCUGUUGUGUAAAUCUCACCAAUUGUGUUUGUUUGUUUGUUUUUUUAUUUAUAUUUCUGUUGUUUCUUUUUGUGUCUCUGGAGCACUUGUUUCUGCAUUUUUUAUUUCUGUGUAUUGUGUGUAUGUACCCAGGAAGAAAAAUGUACAUUUGGACAAAGAUACAUUGUAAAUUCUACAUGGCAUGUUAGCAAAAACAAACCUGAAGUGUUGGACAGCGUUCUAGUGAGUAUUCAUUAGUUACAAUUAUUUAGUCCUCUGCAAUUGCAAAACAAAUACAUAAUUGAUUAAAAAACAAAAAAAGAUCACAUUGCUAAAACCCAUGCUUUUAUGAAUAGAUCCCUGAGUAUACAAUUUACUUAUUUAAAAAAGACUAGUUGCUAGUUUAUGUAUCAUAAGUUGAUUUAAAAGAAAACAGAAUUUGUUAAAGCUACACUGUAAAACCACAGUCUAAUUAUAAAUGGAGUUGCUGUUUGACCAAAGUCAGCGAAGUGAAUUGGUGUUAUAAUUGAAAGUCCAAAUAAAAUGGAUGAAAUCA
Messenger RNA from Acipenser ruthenus (sterlet), 3129 nucleotides. Its product is annotated as cell cycle checkpoint protein RAD17-like. Gene Ontology annotation, molecular function: DNA clamp loader activity; chromatin binding. The coding region runs from base 283 to 2346 and encodes 687 amino acids. The transcript has 17 exons. The record is from RefSeq and is a predicted model, not a curated record. Gene Ontology annotation, cellular component: Rad17 RFC-like complex; nucleus. Lineage: Eukaryota; Metazoa; Chordata; Actinopteri; Acipenseriformes; Acipenseridae. Gene Ontology annotation, biological process: mitotic DNA replication checkpoint signaling; DNA damage checkpoint signaling; DNA repair.